AGAGAACAGUCCCUACACAUGCCCCAGGACACAAGUGUAAGCUGGAAGAGGGCAGUGUCGCCAUGGCAAACCCUGAAGCAGGGCAAAGAGGAAAUGUGUGUGUGAGGAGAGUGGGCUUGGGAUGCCAUUUUAUAUAGGGCAGAAAUGUUCUCAUUGAAAAGGCACCAAGAAAUGAAAGCCUAAAAGAGGGGAAAAUGGGAACCAGGCAGGUUUCUGGGGGAAGAGGAUUCUAGGCAAAAGGGACAGCCAGUGCAAAUGUCCUGGGGUGAGUAGAAACAAAGAGGCCAGUGGGGUUAGAGUGGGCUGAGCGAGAGGAGGUGAGAUUGGAGAGAGACAGGAAAGUUCACGUAGGGAUUUGUGGGCUGUGGUUGAGAACACUGGCUUUUACCUGGAGCAGGGUGUAGCAAGCAGAUGCUUCCAGGAAGGUCCUAAUGUGAUAGGCAUAUGGGCGGUGGGGAGGACAGGGAAGAGGUUGCUGUCAUAGUCCAGGUGGAAGAGGAUGAAGGAUGGACCAGGACGGGGGCCUGGAGUUGGGCAUGAGGGAUGAAAUUCUGGAAAUGUUUUGAAUGUAGCGCAGGCCACAGCCAGCCAGGUGUGACAGCCAAACCAGGGUACUGGAGCCAGGAAGGCCUGAGCCCUGAGAUAGCUCCUGGAGGCCUUUCUUGGGGAGGGGUCCAUUGGCAGAUGUAUCCCCUCAACACUGCUAAAGCCAUGUAGCAUGGUGAUUAAAAGCCCAGACUCUACUGCCAGGCCACCUAAAUUCAAGUCAGCUCCAUCACCUACUUGCUGUGUGCCCUUGGGCAAGUGGCCUAACCUUUCUGGGCACGGUAAGUGCUCUGGGAGCACUACGGGAUCAAGCUGAUGAUAAUGAUUAUAGGAGUCUCUACAAAAUCAUGCCUCUAAGACAUCCCUUGUCUAGGAAGAGCAUGGAGAAGAGGUCAAGUCUGAUAUGUCUGAGAGAAGAACACCCAUCACUACCACACACCUAGCUCCUGUCCUAACUGGUCUGGUUUGGACGCCUGCGGAAAGGCGCCAUCACAGCGGGAUAGGCAAAGGAGAACUGUGCGCGUUUUCCCAUCCCUCUCUCUACCCUGGCCCUGCUUCAUCUCUCUCCUUCCAUCUCCAUCUCUCACAUCCUUCUCCGUAGCCAUUUCUUCUCCCCAUCCUGGGUGUCUAUACCCUUCCCACCGCUGCCUCCAGCCUUUUUAUCAAUGCAAACAGCCUCUCAGCGUCUCCGCCCCCGCGCCUCGGUUGAGGGUGACACAGCGCAUGCGCCGUCGGCGCCCCUCCCUCUCCACCCCCAUCCCCAGUCGGCGUCUGGGCCUCGUCCCCUUCUCUGUCUCCUUCGCCCCAUCACUUCCCCCGACACUGACACCCCGUUGCGCCAGUUUCCCCGGUUUAAGCUUUGGUCUCCAGCCGCAUCCACCCGAGGAUUUGCCUGAAGGCCACCCCCAACUCUUCAUCUGCCCCCUGAGGGUCACCAAGGACCAUGACUAAGACAGAUCCAGCCCCAAUGGCCCCACCGCUCAGGGCGGAGGAAGAAGAAGAGGAGGAAGAAGAUGAGCCUGUCCAGGAGCCCCCCAGCCCCACCCAGGAGCGCCGGCAAAAGCCUGUUGUGCACCCCUCGGCACCUGCCCCCCUCCCCAAGGACUACGCCUUCACCUUCUUCGACCCCAACGACCCUGCCUGCCAGGAGAUUCUGUUUGACCCACAGACCACCAUCCCGGAGCUGUUUGCCAUUGUGCGCCAGUGGGUACCACAGGUCCAGCACAAGAUCGAUGUCAUUGGCAAUGAGAUUCUGCGGCGAGGCUGCCAUGUGAAUGAUCGCGAUGGGCUGACCGACAUGACACUGCUCCAUUAUGCGUGCAAGGCUGGGGCCCACGGAGUUGGGGACCCCGCGGCAGCUGUGCGCCUCUCGCAGCAGCUGCUGGCACUGGGUGCCGAUGUGACCCUGCGCAGCCGCUGGACCAACAUGAACGCGCUUCACUACGCGGCCUAUUUCGAUGUGCCCGACCUUGUGCGCGUGCUGCUGAAGGGCGCACGGCCUCGAGUGGUGAACUCCACGUGCAGUGACUUCAACCACGGCUCAGCCCUGCACAUCGCGGCCUCCAACCUGUGCCUGGGCGCUGCCAAGUGUCUGCUGGAGCACGGUGCCAACCCAGCACUUCGGAACCGAAAGGGACAGGUGCCAGCGGAGGUGGUCCCAGACCCCAUGGACAUGUCCCUGGACAAGGCAGAGGCGGCGCUGGUGGCCAAGGAGCUGAGGACGCUACUGGAGGAGGCUGUGCCGCUCUCCUGUGCCCUCCCCAAGGUCACACUACCCAACUAUGACAACGUCCCAGGCAAUCUCAUGCUCAGCGCCCUGGGCCUGCGCCUGGGAGACCGUGUGCUGCUGGAUGGCCAGAAGACGGGCACGCUGCGGUUCUGCGGGACCACAGAGUUCGCCAGCGGCCAGUGGGUGGGCGUGGAGCUGGAUGAACCUGAGGGCAAGAAUGAUGGCAGUGUUGGGGGUGUCCGGUACUUCAUCUGUCCUCCAAAGCAGGGUCUCUUUGCCUCCGUGUCCAAGAUCUCCAAGGCAGUGGAUGCACCCCCCUCAUCUGUCACCUCCACACCUCGGACUCCCCGGAUGGACUUCUCUCGUGUCACUGGCAAAGGCCGCAGGGAACACAAAGGCAAGAAGAAGCCCACGUCAUCCCCAUCUGCAGGCAGCCUGCAGCAGCGCGAAGGAGCCAAGGCUGAGGUUGGAGACCAAGUCCUCGUCGCAGGCCAGAAGCAAGGGAUUGUGCGCUUCUACGGGAAGACAGACUUUGCCCCAGGCUACUGGUAUGGCAUUGAGCUAGACCAGCCCACUGGCAAGCACGAUGGCUCCAUCUUCGGUGUCCGGUACUUCACCUGCCCCCCGAAGCAUGGAGUCUUUGCACCAGCAUCUCGAAUUCAGAGGAUUGGUGGAUCCACUGACCCCCCUGGGGACAAUGUUGGAGCCAAAAAAGUACAUCAAGUGACAAUGACGCAGCCCAAACGCAACUUCACAACAGUACGGACCCCAAAGGACAUCGCAUCAGAGAACUCUAUCUCCAGGUUGCUCUUCUGCUGCUGGUUUCCCUGGAUGCUGAGGGCGGAGAUGCAGUCUUAGAGGCACUGGACAUCCGAUGACGAGACACAGAGGCCCCUCUAGCGUCUCCUGACACAGGGAGCCCCUGAGUUACCCUGAGAUAGAGAUUCCCAGUAACACAUCCAGAAUAGAGACCCCCGUUAGCCAGCCCUCGAUCACUGAGGCCCCAUUAUUAACAGAUGUCCCCCAUUGAUAACCCCCCAAGUACAGACCCUGUGUUACCCAGAAAGAGAUUCCCUGAGUGUAGCCCCUUCAGGCUAGUCCUCAUCCUCAAUCUCUCAGAGCAGACCCCCAAUAACAGAUUUCCACAUCACCCCAAAUGACAGUGACUUUCUCUACAUAAUGCUCCACACCAGAACAUUCCUGAGUCACUCGUCACUGGAUCAGAACCCUUCCCUGCUAACAAAGACCCCUCCCAUCAAGUCCCCUUGAAAGAAACACCUCCGGAGCAACAGAGUAACAGCCGUACACUUAAUAUCAGUACCCUCAAGAUGUUGGGACCCCCCCGAUCACCCCAACAAUCCUUACACUGCAAUCAGAGACUCCCUCCAUUAACAAAAACCCGCUCUUAUCCCUCAAGAAGAGACCCACAUUACCCAGCCCACUCUCACCCCCCAAUUUACAGACACCAAAACAGUCCUGGAAGUGCUAAUUACAGGACCCCCAAGUCUUCCUAUCCUCUGCACCCUCAAGAAACCCCCAGUGCCUUGUAUGAAGCCCACCCCAUGCGGCCCACAGCACCUGUGCUGGCCAGACUCCCAGAAAAUUCUCUAUUUUUAAAGUAAUUAUUUCCCCCUUUGGGGGACCCCAAAAUUUGGAGGCCCCAUUCUGGGACUCUGAGGAUCCCAAACCCCAGAGUACAUGUCCCAAACUCCCCUGUGCCCCCAAGUCCUACAACCCCUAGGAGACCCCAAAGCCCUAACUCACAGGACCCCCAAAUCAUGGAUCCUGCAAAUCCCCAGGGAAUCCCAAAUUUAAAAGUCCAAUCCCAAGCUCCCAGGAAACCCCAAUCACGGAGGUGCUUGCGCCUGGAAUGGAGGAGACUGUAGUUCAGGAUAUGCAUCCUGGGCUCCCAGGGCACCUCAGGCCCUAUUCAUAGGCACCAGGAGACCCCCAAAGAAAUUCCCAUUCCUGGAAACCAGAGAACUUUCAAUGCCCUGAGUCUGGGGACCUCAGAACACCUAAAUUCCAAGAGCCCCAGCCCCAAAGGAACCCCAAGUCCUCAAGAAUGAAGGGUGCCAGGGCCUUGAGGGGAUCCCAAAUCCUGGAACCCCCAUUUCAAUCUACAUUAAGGUCACAGGUCCAAAACACCAAGUAUUUGUUACUGGCCCGGAAGGACCUCACAGCAUUCUGGCCAGACCAACAGCCGGACGGAGACCCUGAAGGCCCAGGGGGUCCAGGGCAGACCCGGGGCCCUGAACACCAAGGACAGCUCACGACUGCCCCUUCACUGCAUGUCCCCACCGCAUGACCCCUAACCCCUUCAAUAAAGACGUUUCUAUGGC
This is a messenger RNA of Phacochoerus africanus (Common warthog), 4617 nucleotides long. RefSeq names its product CAP-Gly domain containing linker protein 3 (gene CLIP3). The record is from RefSeq and is a predicted model, not a curated record. Gene Ontology annotation, cellular component: cytoplasm; nucleus; microtubule plus-end. Bases 1490 to 3133 code for a protein of 547 amino acids. Lineage: Eukaryota; Metazoa; Chordata; Mammalia; Artiodactyla; Suidae. The transcript is spliced from 14 exons. Gene Ontology annotation, molecular function: microtubule plus-end binding. Gene Ontology annotation, biological process: cytoplasmic microtubule organization.